UUGGGCAGGUAAAAAAAAGCCUCUCUUUCUUUCUCUCUCUCUCUCUAGCCUAAUAGCUCACUACAUUGUCUAUGAUCUAUAAAAGUUGGAAUUUGAUGCUUCCUUUGCCGUUUAUGCAAGUAGGCAAUUGGUGAAUUUGAUUGUUUGUUGUCAAAUUUGAGCGAGCAUUUGAUGCUCUUGAAGGUACGAUCAAAUACCCAAUUCAGGGUACUGUGCUGAAACGCUGCCACAUUUCAAGUUCUUGCACAAUUCAAGUUGAAAUUUGAUGCAUUUUGUUCUUCUUUAGGUACCCAUCUGAGAAUAUCUCAAAAGGGUUUCUGUAACACGCAUUUCUUGGUUCUUGGUCCUUUGAUUGAUUCAAAACUUGAACAACUGGUUUUUCUUGGUUAGGACUUCACUAGACAGUACUUCAUUCUAUAUUCAUUGCUUCAAGCUUGACGUGAUCCUUCUCAAUCAACUCCUGCUUGAAAAGAUCCAAGCUUGCUUAAAUCUAUCACAUUAUUUGUUUGUUGAGUGGAGUACAUGAAAAUUCACUUCUCCCAAUUCCCUAAACAAAAGAGGAAAAGGGAAUCUGCUUUCUUUUCGCUACUCUCGUGAGCUGUUAAUUAGCCGAUGCCAUUGUUUUUGCGUACUUUAUACUCUGAAAGGUUCACUUUCCUGUCUGUGCGAAGCAUUUCCCUUUAUAUUUUUCCAAGCAUUGGAGUAAGCUUGAUCCCUAGGGUUUUCGAAAGGAAGAGGCGAUUUGCUGGUGCCGUGUAGAUUUUAUGCCUGAUAGAUUUGGAUUUGUCCUUUUUCUUUGUGCCUAUCGGAUGCUGCAAUAACAGGCUUCUUUUACUUUACACCCUCUGUGGUCUAUAAAGCUGCCAAGGUUACUUGUUCCUUGUUGAGUCCUGCAAGAUAUCACCAGUCAAUUUUAGUCAAACUCACUUUACCUUUAGUUUUGUAGUUUCUUCUGUUUCAUAUCUAUUUUUAGUCCUUAUCUGAAGCAACUGUUUGUUUGGUUGGGGUUCAUUUCCUUGGUAUAUAAGUUUCAUAGUUCUUGUGGUCUAGCUUUUGAAUUUAGAAGAUGGAUGGUCAUGAAAAUGAGGAUGUGGGGUUUCAACAUGGAAGUGAUGGCGUCCUGCAUUGUCCAUCUUCAGGGAUGAGCACAAACCCACUGCCUGAAAAGGUCUCAGGCAUGGCUAUGAGCUCUGUCUCCAUGUAUAAACCUUCAAAUGGAGCUGAUCCUUUCUUUAGUUCUGGUUGGGAUCCACUUGUUUCAUUGAGCCACAGUGAGAAUUUUGGAGCUUCUUCCAUGGUUUCUCACAGUGAAUUUUCCAAUCCUCCUUACCCUGUUGUAAUGGAAAAUCAGGGAGUUAGUAGCUCCUUCCACCUUGUUCAGUACCCCUCCAGUUCCACCCUUAUUGAACCAGUGCCAAAGCUUCCAUGCUUUGGAAGUGGGAGCUUCUCAGAAAUGGUUAAUUCCUUUGGCCUUCCCGACUGUAGCCAGAUUGCUAAUUCUGGAUGUCCUCAGAAUUAUGCCUCAAACAAGGCUGGUGGUGGCACUGGAAAGACUUCAACAAAUACUGCACAGUCUCAGGAUGAUCACCAAAUUUCAGGAGAGGGUGCUAUAGGAUCUUCGCCGACUGCAAAAAGAAGGAAACGAGCGCCUGAUUCCAACAAUUCACCAUUCAGCCCACAUCAGAAUGCCGAAGGGGAGGUACAGAAGGAUCUUUCUGGGGAGAGCUCCGACGUUCUAAAAGAACCGGACGAGAAGAAACCAAAAAUUGAACAAAACACAGGUUCGAAUUUGCGUGGUAAACAAACCAGUAAACAAGCUAAAGAUACUUCCAGUGGAGAUGGUUCUAAAGACAAUUACAUUCAUGUAAGAGCCCGAAGGGGACAGGCCACAAACAGUCAUAGCCUUGCAGAAAGGGUGAGAAGAGAAAAGAUUAGUGAGAGAAUGAGAUUGCUUCAAGAACUUGUUCCCGGAUGCAAUAAGAUUACUGGGAAGGCGGUGAUGCUUGAUGAGAUUAUCAACUAUGUGCAGUCGCUGCAACAGCAAGUUGAGUUUCUGUCAAUGAAACUUGCCACUGUCAAUCCAGAACUGAACAUUGAUAUGGAGCAGAUUCUGUCGAAAGAUAUAAUUCAUUCACGGGCCGGCACUGGAGCUAUUCUCGGAUUUGGUCCUGGAAUGAGCUCCACUCACCGUUACCCACAUGGAAUUUUCCAGGGGAGCUUACCAAGCAUUCCUGCUGCCACUCCAAAAUUUCCUUCGUUGCCUCAGACUAUGUUGGACAAUGAGCUCCAUAAUCUUUUCCAAAUGGGUUUCGAUUCUUGUCCUGUUGACAAUUUGGGACCAAAUGCAGGGCACUUGAAACCGGAGCUUUGAUGUUUGGAAGAGAUAAGAAGUGUUGGUUUCCUCCUAACAAAGAAUACAAAAAUAUUUCAAGUUGACUGCACAUUUAACCAAAUUACAAAAAGGGGAAAGAAAUCAGUUGUAUAGGCUGUCAUUUCCUGACUGUUUGUUCUUCUAAUUUUUAGCAGAAGAAGAUGACCCUGUUAGAAUUAGAAACCCAUGUAAAUUCAGACAAAAAAAAAAGUGAGUUCUUGAUUGGUGAA
Messenger RNA from Corylus avellana, 2601 nucleotides. RefSeq names its product basic helix-loop-helix (bHLH) DNA-binding superfamily protein. NCBI's taxonomy places the organism in Eukaryota, Viridiplantae, Streptophyta, Magnoliopsida, Fagales, Betulaceae. Gene Ontology annotation, molecular function: protein dimerization activity; DNA-binding transcription factor activity. Gene Ontology annotation, cellular component: nucleus. Gene Ontology annotation, biological process: regulation of DNA-templated transcription. The record is from RefSeq and is a predicted model, not a curated record.